AUGGAUAGCAUGAGUGAGGCAUUUGAUCAAAUGCAAAUGGUCAAGGAUGUUCUAGCCAACAGUGAUAAAGUUUCAGAGGUCCUACAAGAGUCUACUCAUCAGUUCAACCUGCUUACUUCACCCACCUUCCUACCAAAGGUCAAGGAUCAAGGGAAAUUCACUCUCCCUUGCACACUUGGGCAUCUUGAGAUUGACAAUGCCUUAGUGGAUUCUGGAGCAAGCAUCAAUCUGAUCUCUCUCUCCAUGGCAGAGAAGCUAGGCAUAGCUGGAGCCUUGCAGCGCCCUACUACUUCAAUCAUGUUUGGAGAUGCAACUUCUAAGUCUCCUCUUGGAGUGUUCAAGAACUAUCACUUGAAAAUUGGAGAAUGCAUCAUCCAAACUGAUCUCACUGUGAUGGAAAUGGAAGAAGAGAAGGAUUUGCCUUGUUAUUGGGAACCCCUUUCCUUACCUAGAGGUUCAGACUUUUGUGCCACAAUUGACAGUACCAAUCUCAGUUCUAAGAGUCAUGGAGCUACAAAGGUUGUGAAGGAAAGGGUUGACAAGGAACCAAGAGUUGGGAAGGAUAAGGAUGAGAGAGGACCAAGGAUUGAGAAGCCACGUCUUGAGAGGGCUAGAGUUGAGAAACCACGAUCUGAUAGGCCAAGAGCUGAGCGACUUGUUCAAGCCCCUUGUGUGCUUGAUGAAGAGAGCCUUCAAGCUUUGUUUGAUGAGCCACUAGGAAGGGCUCUAAAAGAAGGGGAGGAUGCAGCCUCUAAGGCAAGACCAGGAGAUAAAAGAAAGGAUCCACCAGCUCAGGCCCCUUCAGUCAAGCCAUCUCAGCUCACAAUGACUUUGUUCCCCACCAAGUUUGAAAAUGGGAAGAUUGAGUACAAGAUAAGGUACAAGGGGAGAUCAAGGCCAUUCUCUAGAGCCAAGGCCUUGGUGACUUCAGAACAGUCCAGGGACCCAACCAAGCUAAAGGAGCUUCUGUCUCAAGUCCUCACUAUCACCCUUGAUGUUUACUGCUCUUCAAUUCCAUCAUUCAACAAGGUCUUUUGGAGCAUUCUGGAGCAUAUGGGACAUAAGGAGCAUGGAGGGACUUGGCACAUGGAAGCAGCUCAACUGGACACGCAAAGGAAGAAGGGAGAAGCCAUCUUGAAGACCAGCUCGACCGUCCACUCGACCAACCGGUCGAGUUCCUCAACUCGACCGGCCAAGCUUCAACUCGAUCGAGCUGGGGAGUCAAAGUCAAACCCGAAAAAUGUUGCUUCCCCCUUGACUUUCCUUUGA
Microthlaspi erraticum is the source of this 1269-nucleotide messenger RNA. The record is from the annotation of a GenBank genome assembly. Lineage: Eukaryota; Viridiplantae; Streptophyta; Magnoliopsida; Brassicales; Brassicaceae.